AAAAAAAAAAAAUGUCUAAAUUAAGCCAUUGUUAAUUUGCUGUAUAUUUAUAAGUUUUUCUUCUCCCCCUCAUUUUUCACCUGCCAGUUAACAUAACUAAAGAGUAUAAAUAAAAACAGCAUGAUCUGCACAUGGCGCAGGGAACAGGUAGCUAGCUGUAGCCACUUCUGUGUGGAGUGAUGCCAAGCACAUGUUAUCCCCCAGUUAAUGUGUGGGGGGUUAAUAAUUGAUGGGAUUAAUGGAGCAUCUUUACUUUAUAUUCUUAACUACAAAUUUCUUGACAGUUGAUAGUUUGGUGAACAUUCAGGAGUUCGUUUAAACGUAUUUGUAUAUUUUUUCCCCUGGAUUUUAUUUGUGAUUCUGGAAGUGAAUAGUGUAUAUUGACACAAUAUAAUUUUGGAUUUUCUGACAUUGACUAAUUGGAGUGGUCCAACGAUUCCUUUGAAGUGCAUUGAUUUUUUUUUCUCUGGCAAACAAUAGCAGAAUUCCAGGAUUUUUUGCUAAAAGUUCAAAGAACCUAGCAUUUCCAGAUGACUGUUCAUCUGAACACAGAGAGGUAAAGAAAUGCAUCAGCUGUUACAUCUGAUUCUGGUUGUGCUACCCUCACUGUUGACCACUACAAAUGGUUGUGGCAGAACACCAGCUACUCCUCGUCCCACCACUGCAGCGCCAGUGACAGUUACCACCACAUUUGUCAGUCACCGCAAAUCGUGCUCAGCCAAUGAAACGCAGGCCCAGGGUUGUCUGAAUGGAGGGACCUGCUUUGCGUUAGAGAUUGAAGAAGGGGAAGAGAGAACUACACAUUGUCAAUGCCAAGAAAAUUAUAUUGGAAAAACCUGUUUCUACAUUGAUCCAACAUUGAUAUUUCAACGGGAGAGGGAUGACAGAGUUAAGGCAGCAGCUAUAGCAGCCAGUGUUGUGGGCAUUGUUCUCUUUGUUACCGCCAUUGUGUGUGUCUUAGUGCUACGUAAAAGAUACCUCAGGAGGAAAGAAAUGGAGAAGAAGGAAAAGGAGAAAGAGCCUUUGAAUGAUCUUGAACAGGAAACAGUGCCUAGGGGAGACAAUGAGGGAUCAACUCUCAUGAACGGUGGCCAUCAAGUCAGUUCUGUAUAGCAUUAACACUGACCCACUGAUAACUCAGAAGGACAUUUAGAAAAUUUAACUUCUCAAGUGAAAUAAAUAAAGCAGCUGCAUUUCAUUGUGAUAGUGACACAUUUAAAGAGCUACAGUGUGAGAUUUUGUGACUUUUGAAACAAUGUCUUUCCUAUUUUUGCAUUUAUCUCAGACGCAAGAUGUGAAACACAAACUAAAAAAAAUGGAAGCAAGACAGUGUGCCAUGAUUGUGAAAGUUUACAAAACUUUUGGUAAACCCAGUGAUACAGUGAGAGUGCACUGAUAUUUCUCUACAUUAUCGUGUAUUGCAGAAUUUAUUAUCUAUAUACUCAUUUUAAUGAAAUCCAACAGACAGAGCAGCCAAAAAGAGAUCACACAUACCUUCAUCAACAAAUCAAAGCCUGUUACGCACAAAGGACUGAGAGAAUUUUAAAUGAAAGCAUUAUGAGAUCAAAAAUAAUUUCAAAAUAUUUCAAAAUGGCAAAUAUAAAUUUUUAAUUAUAAUUGAGAGUGGCUAAUGAAUCUGUUAUUGGCUUUAUUUUUAAUUAAGGGGUUUCCACAAACCCUAUUGCUAGGGCAUAUAAUGUUAUGGGUUUCUUCUUUAUAUUUUUAAUUUGAUUGAGCUUUUUUGACUCCUUUUAAAACUAAUUAUUUUUGUGAUAUAUUGUUUUUUUGACAUAUAAUUUAUAUUAGCAUACUCUCACAUGCUUUAUAAUAACAUAUGAAAACAAUAAAUGACUUAUUUGCAAACAAAAUAAUUUGAUCCGAAACAUUUAACUGGUCAAAAUUUGAAUGUCCAUAUGUUUAUUUAAAUAUUUGUCACUACAAACUAUUAUCUGUACCAAACAAAAAAAUCCUACAAAAAAAAUACAUUUAUUCGGACAGUGUAUACUGAUAUAACAUAUGCAUUAAGUAUUUAGGUAAAUUAUCUUGUAUAAAACAGAGAACGUUAUUUUUACAUGAGUUGUAAAAUUGCAAUACAUGUACAUUGUUUUUCUGUUUUUAUAGAUCUUCAAGUUUGGUAUUUUAGUGCAUAUCAAUACUUAAGCUUAAAUUGUAGACAAUCAAAAUUAUAUUCUUAUUUUGCUAUGUCUAUAUGUUGAGGAUUCUAUCAACUAAAAAAAGAUAUCUGCUUUUAAAUUGGAUUGAUUGAGGCUUUAUUAUUAGAUAGAUAGAUCUUUUAUUGGCAGACAUGUUUCGUACUUUGUGUUUGAACAAAUAUUUUGUACAUAUUAUUUUAUUUAUUUAUUUUAUAAAUUGAACUUGUGAAGGGUUCAUCAUUAUUGUUGCAUAUCAUUAUUAGCUUGUAUAUCAGUUUGAUUACAGCAUAUAGUUAGGUCUCUUAAUAAAUUGCACUCAGUUCAUACUGUACACUAUACUGAGUUCAUUGUUGUUGUAUUGACAUUGCAUUUACAUCUUUUAUUGUGCAAUAUGUUGACAUAUUUGAGUUAUUCAUACAUUGCAUACUUGUAAAAUUACCAUAUAUGCAUGUUAUCAAAACACUUUAUUGUAGGUUACAACAUGAAAUUAUUUACUAAAUACAUAACUGAUUGCAGCUACUUUGCUGUAGUGAAGAUCAUAUCAUACCUUGAUCCAUCAUAUGCAGUGUCAAUACCUUUUUCCAAACAUUAUGUAAACCAUUGACACACAAAGGUUGUAUCCAGAAGAUGGGGGGUGGGGGUGGUUCAAAAUUUCAGAAGCAUUGACUUGAAUUUUCAAAUUGUACAAAAUUUUUUUCGUCAUCGCGGUUGUAAGUUUAUUAAUGAUGCAUGUAUUUGAUCCUUUGCAGACAUUUCAUGUCCAGUCUGUAUGAUUCACAAAGAAAUAAAUAUUUACUUAUAUAAA
Molecule: messenger RNA, 2958 nt
Organism: Saccostrea cuccullata (small rock oyster)
Lineage: Eukaryota; Metazoa; Mollusca; Bivalvia; Ostreida; Ostreidae
Exons: 8
Coding region: 565-1113 (182 amino acids)
Biological process (GO): epidermal growth factor receptor signaling pathway; positive regulation of cell population proliferation; positive regulation of mitotic nuclear division
Molecular function (GO): receptor ligand activity; epidermal growth factor receptor binding
Source: RefSeq, a predicted model, not a curated record